AUGGCUGCCGAACGUAGAGACGUCGAAUUCAAGACUGUGGAUGGCUUGACUCUCCGUGGUUGGCUAUUCCUAGGUCCCAAGGGUGGUCCUGCAGUGGUUGUCAACGGUGCAGUAUGGUUUCGCACUUCGUCGGAGCCGCGAGUCCUCACUUACGUCGAUCUCCCCUCCCGAAUAGUUCAACAGCCCCAGAGAAAUAUUUGUUGCCGCAGUGGCGAAAUGGUUCGGCGAACACGGCGUGACGGCUCUUGUCUACGACGCUCGCUCCCUAGGCCUCAGCGACGGCCUGCCACGAAACGAUCUUGAUCCACAGAAGAUCACUGAAGACAACCACGACGCUGUGACCGUGAGCACACCCGCAAGGACAUCUCUGCUCUCGUGUCCAUACUGAUCGUAAAUAUAAAAUCCAGUUCCUCCAAGACUCCGGCCACGUGGACCCCGGCAAAAUCGCCAUCUGGGGCUUCUUCUACAGCUCCCUCAUCGCCCUCGAAGCAGCCGCCUUCGACCCGCGCGUCAAAGCCGUCAUAUCCCAGGGCCUCAUGCCCGAAUGGACCCUCGAUCCCGCGCAACAACCCUCCAUCAUCGCCUCCGCCAUCCAAGACCGCGCCGCCCAACUCCGCGGCAAACCACCCACCUACAUCCCCCUGCUGAACGAAGCAGGAGACCACAUGACCCAUUUCACAUACCUCGCCGCCCUGACGCCGGAGCAAAAAACACACCUUCGCGCCUGGGUGCCCGCCGCGCAGAAGAUCGCCCCGAGCUUCCGACCCGAAAUGACGCUGCAGAGUCUCUACCGCCACGCCAAGUGGAGGCCGCUUUCGCUCUUGCAAGCCAGUGGCAUCACGACUCCGGUGAUGGUCUUGACGCCGGAGAAUGACGAAAUGGUGGACCCGGGCUACCAGAAGAAGAUCUUUGAUGGCUUUGCGAGUGGGCUGAAGAGGUAUGAAGUUAUCCCGGAUGUGGGACAUUUGGAUUUUUUGGCGAAGGUGGAGUUCGAUCGGUUGUUGGGGGGACAGUUGGAGUUUCUGAAAGAGGCGAUGGAGUUCUGA
Lecanosticta acicola is the source of this 1046-nucleotide messenger RNA. Lineage: Eukaryota; Fungi; Ascomycota; Dothideomycetes; Mycosphaerellales; Mycosphaerellaceae. The record is from the annotation of a GenBank genome assembly.